AUGCUCAAAUGCGACACCGGGUAUCUUCGAAACAGCUGCCGCUGGCAUCCGCCGUGGACUAAAAACUGCGAUCUCAGCGCCGUCCGCUAUGUGAUGAUGAUACCCAGCGAGCCCGGUUUUGCCAGCGAGGCGACGCUUUUCAACCGCAACCUCCAGGACGAGCGGGCUCCGCUCGCCAUCGUCAAGCCAUCGUCGCUCAGCCAGCUGCAGGCGGUUCUGGAGACGGCGCGUGCGUCUAAGCUUCGCGUGUCGGUGCGGAACGGCGGCCACAACCCAUCCGGUCGCGCGCUGUCAAAGGGCGGAGUGACAAUCGACCUCGGCCGGCACCGCGCCAUCCGCAUCGUGAGGAACGAUGCGUCCGGGCCGGUAGCCGAGGUGGGCGCCGGCGCGGUGUGGGGAGACGUGUACGAGGCGCUCGGGGGGAGCGGCCUCUACGCGGUCGGCGGAGGCUGUCCGAUGGUCGGCGUGGCGGGCCUCGUGAUGAACGGCGGCAUCGCCUUCACGUCUCGCAAGCGAGGCCUGGUCGGCGACUCAGUGCUGAGCUUCACGCUG
This is a messenger RNA of Emiliania huxleyi CCMP1516, 552 nucleotides long. RefSeq lists its product as hypothetical. The annotation marks the transcript as partial. The record is from RefSeq and is a predicted model, not a curated record. NCBI's taxonomy places the organism in Eukaryota, Haptophyta, Isochrysidales, Noelaerhabdaceae. The transcript has 3 exons. Gene Ontology annotation, molecular function: FAD binding.